Messenger RNA from Pichia membranifaciens NRRL Y-2026, 509 nucleotides. RefSeq lists its product as hypothetical. Bases 86 to 349 code for a protein of 87 amino acids. The transcript has a single exon. The record is from RefSeq and is a predicted model, not a curated record. NCBI's taxonomy places the organism in Eukaryota, Fungi, Ascomycota, Pichiomycetes, Pichiales, Pichiaceae.
UACUUCCUCAAAUAUCCUCUUAGUGCUAUCUAUCUGCCACAAGCAAAUACCCCAGACCAAACACACACUCCCCCACACACACAAAAUGUCCAUCAUUGUCAACAACAACCUCUCGCUCGCCGAAAAGGACGACCACGUGAAGGUCUACGACAGAGAACACCGGGUCUCUGUCACCGAGGCAACCGCCGACGUCCACGGCUUGGGCUUGUCUAAGGUCAUCAGCUACAUUGACGACGACGACAAGAGCGACGACGACGAGUACUACGACGGCAACAACUACAGCUUCAUUCCGACCGUGAGCUGCGACAACUACGACUCCGUACACGUCUAUGGUCACAACCAGAUGUAAGGGUCGAUCGCCCUUCUGCACCCGAGCUCUCUUUUCUACUCUCCCUUUUCUACUCCCCCCUUUAUUUCUCUUCCACUUGAUGUGUAUGCAUACGCUUAUGUCUUUCUUUAUAUCUUCGGUAAUCGAUUUACGGCACACCGUUGCCCUGGUUCUCUAUCCU